AUGCUGAUCGUAGUUCCUAUACUGCUCAUGCUCAAAAUUGGGCGAUGCACUGAUGAUCACAUCUUUGCAACAAAGACUGUUGAUGUUGGACAAAAUGUGACUCUGACAUGUAACCGCCAGAAAUCCUCGCAAUCAAACUUAUUUUGGAUCAGGGUUGUUUCUGGAACUUUUCCUGAAAUUUUAGGUGGAACAUAUACCUUUGAUUAUAAUGCUGUGGAUCAAUAUAAUCAUCAUAUAACAGCGAAACAAGGGCCUGGAACAUUUGUUCUGCAUAUUACUGAAACACAGCUAAGUGAUACUGCAGUCUACUACUGUAUAAAUGUGAAAAAUACCCGCAUGACAUUUUUGAGUGGAACAUUUCUCAGAGUCAAAGGACCAGAACCUGAUAUCACAGCUAUCACUCAAGACUUUCCAUCUGAUCCAGUCAGUCCCAGAGACUCUGUGACUCUCCAGUGUUCAGUGCUCUCUGACUCUGAGAGUAAAAGGUGUCCCAAAGAACACAAAGUGUUCUGGUUCAGAGCUGGAUCAAAUGAAUCUCAUCGCAGUUUAAUUUACGCUCAUGGAAACAGUGCUGAUGAAUGUGAAAAGAGUCCUGAGGCUCGUUCUCCAAAGAAAUGUGUCUACAGCUUCUCUAAGAACGUCAGCUCCUCUGAUUCUGGGACUUAUUACUGUGCUGUGGCCACAUGUGGGGAGAUAUUAUUUGGAAAUAGAACAAAACUGGACAGUGAAGCUUCAGUUAUCAGCAGGAGUGAUCUACAGAAGGCCAACACAAUUAUCUACCUGCUAUGUGCUGCUUUGGCUAUAAGUCUGGCUGUAACAGCCAUCCUCAUCUGCAUCAAGAGGAAAUCUUGUGAUUGUUGUAACGCUGCUGUUCCUCUGCAAACAAAUACUGGAACAGCCAGUGAUGAUCAGCAAAGUCAACAGAGAAAUGAGGACUCGGUGGUGUAUUCUACAGCAAUCUUUACGAAGACAGCUGCUAAAACAGGGAGAAGGAAUGUAAACGCUAUAGGGGAAAAGUGUGUCUAUAGUAAUAUCAGGACUUAGCAGAUGGAUUCAUU
Messenger RNA from Scomber scombrus (Atlantic mackerel), 1058 nucleotides. RefSeq lists its product as uncharacterized. The record is from RefSeq and is a predicted model, not a curated record. The transcript is spliced from 6 exons. Bases 1 to 1044 code for a protein of 347 amino acids. Lineage: Eukaryota; Metazoa; Chordata; Actinopteri; Scombriformes; Scombridae. Gene Ontology annotation, biological process: response to bacterium.